Molecule: messenger RNA, 2055 nt
Organism: Tigriopus californicus
Lineage: Eukaryota; Metazoa; Arthropoda; Copepoda; Harpacticoida; Harpacticidae
Product: 5-hydroxytryptamine receptor 2A-like
Biological process (GO): adenylate cyclase-activating adrenergic receptor signaling pathway
Cellular component (GO): membrane
Molecular function (GO): G protein-coupled receptor activity
Source: RefSeq, a predicted model, not a curated record
CUCCUGUGGUGGGAUCGACUCAAUCCCGUGGACCUAUGUGGAGUAUUCCAUUGGUACUUUGUCCCUUUCCAACGAAGGAAAAGUUUUGAUGCCCGGAUUAAUAGUGCCAAGGUGAAGUGUGUUUUCUUGCGGAGCAAGAAUCUGCGUUGAAGGAAGAGUUGAAUCAUUCUUUCACUGAGAAGGCCAUGCUUCCGGCCAAAUUGGGUCAAGGAGAUCGUAGCUUUGGCCUUGGACAAUACUCUUCAGCUCUUAGAUAACACGCCAUGCCUAAAAUGGGCCCUGGUUUUCAGGCCAAUGUAAUGGAGAACUACACAAUAUCCAAUAUGACAUUAGUCUCCAAUUCCACAUCCAAUACAGAGGACCUGUUUAUCGUGGUGGUCACCUCUGUUGUCUUGGGCCUGAUGACCCUGACGACAAUUGUGGGAAACGUGUUUGUUAUCGCCGCCAUCAUUUUGGAGAGGAAUCUGCAGAACGUGGCUAAUUACCUCAUCUUGAGUCUGGCCGUGGCCGAUCUACUCGUGGCGGUUUUGGUCAUGCCCUUGGGCGCUGUUUAUGAGAUAAGCAAGGAAUGGACGUUCGGCACUCAAUUGUGUGAUAUCUGGACCAUGAGUGAUGUGUUGUGUUGCACGGCAUCCAUUCUUCAUUUGCUGGCCAUCGCCGUUGAUAGAUACUGGGCGGUCACUCAGGUUCAUUAUAUCCACUCAAGGACCAUUCGAACGGUUUCCGGGAUGAUCGCGGCUAUUUGGUUCACCUCGGUGUUUGUGUCUUUGGCUCCAAUGUUCGGAUGGAAGGACAACAACUUCGAGACGCGUGUCAAUGUGGAGAAAACCUGCAUGGUGAGUCAGGAUGUCAGCUACCAGGUGUUCGCCACCAUGGCCACUUUCUACGUUCCAUUGGUGGUCAUCCUCCUUCUUUACUGGCGUAUCUUCUUGACGGCCCGAAAUCGCCUCCGGACCCGACAAGCCCAGAAGGCUCAAGUGCCCCAUAGUGUUCGGAAAUCGAAUCCUUUAGCCGGUGCCAAGGCCCACCGGAACGGCAGCCACGCCAGUGAAGCCAAAAUGAGUGCCAAGAACCGAGUCAAAACGGUCUUGAUCCGGCGCAGCAAGCCCAAGAUGGAGAUCCCGUUGGAGCAGGCGGAAGAGGCCGAGGAGACGGCCUUUCAGACCCUGCCCGGAUCCCGGACUAGAUUGUACAGUGAUGGCGCCAUCCACCACCAGCCCAUGGGUCCCUUAGACGAUUCCCCAACUAGCCGCGGAGAGCACUCCCCUAGUUGCCCGAAGAACAGCCCCACCAAUUCGGUCAUGAGUCAGGGUUGCCAAACCGAGCGGAGUGCCGCCAGGCCCUUAGGCCUCGGCAAAGGUGCCGCUGAUCAAGGCAAGCGGGCUUCGAAGCGACAGAAGGCCAAGCGAAACUCGAGCCUGAUCCGCCAUCAGAAGGAGAAAAAGCACGUUAGUCUGGAGGCCAAACGUGAACGCAAAGCGGCCAAGACCCUAGCCAUCGUGACCGGCGCCUUCAUCGUUUGCUGGCUGCCCUUCUUCAUCCUGGCCCUCCUCAUGCCCAUCUUCAAAAGCCACGAGUUCGAUGGACGAUUGGUGUCGUUCUUCCUGUGGUUGGGCUACUUCAACUCCACGCUCAACCCGAUCAUCUACACCGUCUUCAGUCCCGAGUUCCGACAAGCCUUUCAAAGGCUGCUCUUUGGCAAGGCCACCAAUCAAAGCCACCGGCCGAGGCAUCUCCAAUGACUCACCAAGGCUAGUUCGCUGAAUGCAAAUUUCGAUACAUGUCGUCUUCAAUCGCAUUAAGAAAUAAUAACCAAUGUCGGACGGAAUUUUCGGGAAAGAAAGAGAGAAACCUAUCUGGGCAAGCUCAAGCCCCCCCCGGGACUACAUUUGUGCUUGUGCUUUGUGUGCGCCAUGAAUCAAAGUUCUUGUCCUACUUAGCGCAUCUGCGAAUGAAAUCAAUCAGCUGUGAGUGGAAGGAUCGAUCCAUCCGAACUUAAUCCGAAGUUUUACCCGUUAAAAUGAAAUAAAAAACGAAGAAAGAAGCAAAAAAGUA